Messenger RNA from Penicillium cosmopolitanum, 309 nucleotides. Its product is annotated as glutaredoxin. Gene Ontology annotation, biological process: cellular response to oxidative stress. Gene Ontology annotation, molecular function: glutathione disulfide oxidoreductase activity. Gene Ontology annotation, cellular component: cytoplasm; nucleus. The record is from RefSeq and is a predicted model, not a curated record. Bases 1 to 309 code for a protein of 102 amino acids. The transcript is spliced from 2 exons. Lineage: Eukaryota; Fungi; Ascomycota; Eurotiomycetes; Eurotiales; Aspergillaceae.
AUGUCCGCCGCAAAGACCAAGGCUCAGAAGCUCAUCGACGAGAACGCCGUCGUCGUCUUCUCCAAGUCCUACUGCCCCUACUGCACUUCCAGCAAGAGCCUUCUCAGCAGCUUCGAUGCCAACUUCACCCUCGUUGAACUGGACCAGAUCGAUGAUGGAUCCGCCAUCCAGGACGCCCUUCAAGAGAUCUCCGGCCAACGCACCGUUCCCAACAUCUGGAUCAAGCAGAACCACAUCGGCGGUAACUCCGACCUCCAGAAUGUCAAGAGCCAGCUUCCCCAGCUCCUGAAGGAUGCUGGUGCUCUUUAA